This is a messenger RNA of Periconia digitata, 1953 nucleotides long. The record is from the annotation of a GenBank genome assembly. Lineage: Eukaryota; Fungi; Ascomycota; Dothideomycetes; Pleosporales; Periconiaceae.
UUCGCAUGUGCGCCCAAAACUGAUACCGUCUGCAUCGCCGCCGAUACAAUGCGCGAUUACAUCUUGCUUGGGCUUGUGACUUGGCUGGCACGCGCCGCAUCUGACCCGUCCCGUUAUAAAGCCCAACAACCUAUGCUCGCUCCGCUACACAGCCCAGGCAGCGGUAAAUAUUCUGUUCAGACUCCACCUUUGGACACAGACUGGACAUACCAGGUUGGCACAGAUCCGUGGCCACAGUAUCCCCGACCCAAGCUUGCCCGGCCCAAAUGGCAAAGCUUGAAUGGAGUCUGGACAUACGCCAAUGCUUCCGGCCACGAUGCUCUUGAUCAUCCGCCAUUCAAUCGGACGUUGUCAAAAGAGGUGCUGGUCCCGUUUUGUCUAGAGAGUGCUUUAUCUGGCCUUCAAGGCGAGCGUACGAUACACUCGUGGUAUAGGACGACUUUCACCGUACCGGGGUCAUGGGAUAGCGAGGAUCGUGUAGUCCUCAAUUUUGGAGCUGUUGAUUACGAGGCAACUGUUUUUAUCAACGGACAGAAGGCCACAUUCCACCGCGGAGGCUUCUUCUCCUUUUCCGUCGACGUUACGUCCUACCUAAAUGGUGGCGAAGAAGAAUUGGUCGUGUUUGCUUUUGACCCCUCAGACAGUGACUCCUACGUAAUACCACUGGGUAAACAGACGCUCACUCCCGACCACAUAUUCUAUCGACCAUGUAGUGGCAUAUGGCAGAGCGUAUGGCUUGAAUCAGCACCAAGAAGUCAUAUCAAAGAUCUUGAGAUUCAGGGCGAUGCGAGCGGUCUUGUCAACCUGACAGUGGUCGCCACAGAUGGCCUUCCAUCCGUUGUCAAUAUUACAAUUCACGAGCGGAUGACAAACUCGAUUGUAGCUAAACAUGUGGCGAAUGCUGGCUCCCCGGUUACAUUCAACGUCCCAUCAGUCAAGCCUUGGUCACCCGAUUCUCCCACCCUUUACGAUGUCACUAUCACAAUGGGCUCAGAUACAGUACGCAGCUAUAUUGGAUUUCGAACAGUGAAGAAAGUCAGGGUCAAUGGGGUGCAGAGAAUUGUGUUGAAUGACAAAGUCAUCUUUCCGUUCGGCACACUUGAUCAAGGUUAUUGGCCAGAUGGCUUAUACACUCCACCUACGUAUGAAGCUAUGACUUUCGACAUCAAGACACUCAAACGGCUUGGCUACAACAUGCUCCGAAAACACGUCAAAGUUGAAUCUGCGCUCUACUACGCAGCUGCCGACGAGCUGGGUAUCUUGAUAAUGCAGGAUAUGCCCUCACUUCCAUCCUCGCUCAAACCGAACAAGAUCCAGUAUGCCGAAUUCGAACGCCAGCUUAAAUUACUUGUCAACCAAUUCAAAAGCUACACAUCAAUUUUUGCAUGGGUCAUAUACAAUGAAGGUUGGGGUCAAAAUAAAUCCCAUAAACCAGACUUUGAACUCACUGAUGCGAUUCGCCAUCUCGAUCCCACGCGUCUUGUAGACUCGGCGAGUGGUUGGUUUGAUCAUGGCGCUGGUGACUUUAGCGACGAUCAUCAUUAUGCCAGCCCAAGAUGUGGCACACCAACGCAAUACGUUGGCACCGAAGAGUUUCACCCUUCACGUAUUGGUUUCGAGGGCGAGUUUGGUGGCAUCGGUCAUAAUGUCUCGGCCAAUCACUUAUGGAAGGUUCAGCAAGCUAUCGACGGCAUCAAUGAAACUUAUGAGAUGUGGGAUACAGUUGAAACCUGGAAUGCCCGUGGUCAUUUCCUGCUGAGCGAGCUAUUAUUUCAGGUACAGGUUUACUCAUGUGCAGGCGCUGUCUGGACUGAAACAACAGAUAUCGAAGGUGAAGUGAAUGGCAUGAUGACAUAUGACCGCCGCAUCUUGAGGCCGGAUGUUGUUACAUGGAAUGCCGACAUCAAGGCAUUGUAUGAUGCUUCCGAGUACCGUUCAAAGGAAAAUCGUUAA